Solanum verrucosum is the source of this 1248-nucleotide messenger RNA. Its product is annotated as protein CDI-like. The record is from RefSeq and is a predicted model, not a curated record. The transcript has 2 exons. NCBI's taxonomy places the organism in Eukaryota, Viridiplantae, Streptophyta, Magnoliopsida, Solanales, Solanaceae. Bases 120 to 884 code for a protein of 254 amino acids.
UUAUUACUUCUCAGUUACAAAUCUUUGACUCUUUUUCUUCAACCAGAAAAGGAAAAAAAAAUAUUGUUUUCUCUUUUCAGUCCAAACCAGAUCUGUUAUCGCUCUAAAAAGAGACUGUAAUGUCGUCUGUGGUGAAAGAUUUGCAUUCAAAUGUAGAGAAAUCUGAGACCCCUUUGAGGCCAUUCAAGAUUUUCGUAGGCUAUGAUCCACGAGAAGAUGUUGCGUAUGAGGUUUGUCGUUAUUCCCUUCUGAAAAGAUCAUCAAUCCCACUUGAGAUAACACCCAUUAAGCAAUGUGAGUUGAGGGAGCAGGGUCUGUAUUGGCGUGAAAGAGGGAAAUUGGAAAGUACUGAGUUUUCAUUUUCGCGAUUUUUGACGCCUUAUUUGGCAGAUUAUGAGGGUUGGGCUAUGUUUGUUGAUUGUGAUUUCUUGUACUUAGGGGAUAUUAAAGAAUUGAGGGAUAUGGUUGAUGAUAAAUAUGCUUUAAUGUGUGUACAACAUGAUUAUACUCCAAAAGAGACUACGAAAAUGGACGGUGCAGUGCAAACGGUUUAUCCUAGGAAGAAUUGGUCGUCCAUGGUUCUUUAUAACUGUGGACAUCCAAAGAACCGGGGGCUAACACCUGAGGUGGUGAAUUCUGAGUCCGGGGCAUUUCUUCAUCGCUUCAUGUGGUUGGAGGAUGAGGAGAUUGGGGAGGUUCCAUUUGUGUGGAACUUUCUUGUGGGGCAUAAUAAGGUUGUUGAAGGUGAUCCAGCUACAUUUCCUAAGGCGAUUCACUAUACACUUGGUGGACCCUGGUUUGAGGCGUGGAAAGAUUGUGAAUUUGGUGAAUUGUGGUUGAAGGAAUUGGAAGAGUCCAAGAAGGCAAAGGAGAAGGUGGUUUAAGCCAAUGUAGACAACAUUGUUUAAAUCGCAGGGUGUAUGUUAAGGUAAUCAGCUGGUGGUUGUUGUUGUAAGUGUGUUCAGUAAUUAGAAGGUUAUGCCAUUAAUUUAAUCUUCCACAUUAUUUAUUUUGUAUUUUCUCACUUCGAGAUUCUUUGUAAUUCAAGCCAAUAUUUAUUCUGUGUUGCUAUAUCUGAUAAGCAGACUUUUAAGUCAUAUAGAGUUGUAUUAUAAUUGUAAUAGAUGUCUGUUAGUAUAGAAGGUAGUAGAUUGUGUGAUGAUCUACAAAUUUAUUAUUGAUAUCUGCUCUGGAUUUGUAAUUUGGUUUCAUUAAUGAGAAACGAUGGAGGUUUGGUUGCUUCUGUAA